UCAUCUGACAGCAAUCGGCAUUCGGUAAUUCUAGUCAAAGUGGUUUUAAUUAUUUUAAAUAAUUUAUUUAUUCAGCUGCGUUUGUAUUUACGCACUUUCUGCAUAAAAAGUAGUUAUUUAUCAACAAUGAGCAACAGAAAGGAGAGCUUGAAAAAAUCUCUUGGACUCACAGAAUAUCCGUGGAGUUCUGACGAUGAAGACAACCCGCAAACAAAUCCGGAACCGGCUGCGUCGUCAAGUAGAAGACAGGUUGAAUCUGAAAAUCCUAAUCAGCCUGGACCUAGCGGUCAUAACACAGGGGGACCUUCACUGUCUAUAUCACCAUCAAGAAGGAACCAAACUAGAUUGGAACGUGACUUGUUCUGGUCACUGCUCAAUAAUCCAAACAGAAUGAGCGGUGGAGGACCCAUGAGGCCGAGUACAAGUUCCGCUGAUCCUGUCGAAACACACGAACGGAUUGAUCUCGAUAGUCCAGUUUCGAACAUACAGCGCAUACUUGCAAUUAAAAGGUUAACUCGAAGCCUGGGUGCCAACCUUUGCAAACACCCGCAACGUCCUGGUCCUGGCUCAUCAAGGAAUAUAAUAUUCACUCCAACAAUGCACGGGGAUUAUUCGUCUUUAAAAUUCGGUCGUCUCAAGAGAAGACCCAUGUCACGAGUGCCACCAGCCGGAUGUAGCAGGAAUAGCAUAAUUCCCGCAGUGAUAGAGAGCGCCUCGGCCCCGACGCACUCCGACGAAGAAUCUCCCCAACCGAUCAACUCGGCAUCGCCGGAACAUAAUGAUGAUAAUGCCGAAGAUCAGGAAACUAUGGAAGUGGACACGUCUGCCGGUGGAGUUUCUCUCGAGGAAGAAAUAGUUGAGAUAGACGGAGGGGGUGAGGAGAACCAGGACGAAAAUGGCAAUGAAGAAGAACAAGCCGAACAAGCGAGCGGAGAUGAAGAUGCUCAUGAAGAAAUAUCUGCUCAAGUCACCGCUCCCGCUGAAUCACAACAGUCUCAGGGAAUCAAAAGAAAAGGGGAAAUACCCGAGGAGAGAGAACCGGAUUCGGUCAAGGAGUUCAAUCAAAGCCUGCUGCGCCUGCUGGAGUGCCCCGUGUGCCUGGAGUGGAUGGAGCCGCCCAUGUCGCAGUGCCGGCGCGGCCACCUGGUGUGCGGGCGGUGCCGCGCGCGCCUCGCCGCCUGCCCCGUGUGCCGCACCGCCUUCUCGUCCGUGCGCAACCGCGCCAUGGAGGCCGUGGCGGAGAUGCUGCGCUACCCGUGCCGGCACGGCUGCGGGCGCGAGACGCGGCUGCGGCGGCGCGCGGCGCACGAGUCGAGCUGCGCGGCGCGCCGCUACCGCUGCCCCGCGCCGCCCUGCGCCGAGCGCCCGCCGCUGUCGCUGGCCGACCUGCCGCACCACUUCCAGACUAAGCAUCUCUCCAUGCUGAAAGUGGGCCGCAAGCACAAGUUCUCGAUGAAGGUGAACUCCGAGCAGCACGACAACUGGCUGGUGAUGGCGGCGCGCGAACUGUUCCACCUGCGAGUGGACGUCGACAUCCGCACGUGGGGCGUCGUGGUGUACGUCGCCUACAUUGGACCCAAGUGUAAUGCUAGCAACUUCACCUACGAGGUGACGGUCACCGGGCAACACAACGAUAGAAAACUCGUGUACACCCGCGCAACACACAGCGAUUUGGAGAGCUCGUCCCUGAACGUGAGCCGCCAGGACUGCUUCCACCUCACCCUGGAUCAGGCCCUCAACUUCCUGAUUAGAGUGUGUCGUGUACGUGAGCGAGGGCCGCAUCGUGCGCUACGAGACGCACGGCCUGCCCGCGCCGCCCGCGCCGCCCGCGCCGCCCGCGCCCCCCGCGCCGCCCGCGCCGCCCGCCGCGCGCUGAGUCGGUCCGCGCGACGAUACAGAUCACAAUUUGUGCUCAAACAAAAAAAAUGGACUAUGAAAUUUUUUCUAAAGUGUAUCUUGUCUAAUACUUAUAUGUAGAGCCUCUCUCGAUUUUCGUUUCUUUUGUGAUCGAAUAGCGUUGAUCGCUAUUCUGUACGAUCAUUUGUAAAGCGAUCGAUAUAUUAGUUACCUCGUGUUCUUGGUCAUCGAUGUUUAAAUUAUUUUCGAAAUAAAUUUUUAGGCGUGUCUCACCUUUAUAUGGCACACCUGAUGAUAUGAUGGCACGUAUACCAUUAAAUAUAAUUAGCUACUAAGUAAAAGACUGUAUUUUUUUAUCUUUUAUUGUAAAGCUUCGAUUACAUUUCGGUUCUUUAUUUGGAGCUAUAAACUGAGUAUAAUUGAGAGUAAUAAAUUUACACAUUUUUAACGAAAUUAUAUAUUUAUUUUAUAUGCAUCAUGCAUUGAUUAUUAGGAAUUAAAAAAAAAUAAACAAAGUUGAAAUUAAAAAUAUCAAUAUAUUUUUUAAAGAUAGUACUUUAAGAUUGUCUACUAAAUUUCUGUAUUGUAAUAUAACUGAAGUACUUUAACUUAACUAGAAUAUAUUUUAUAUCCUGGCUAAAUUAGCACUUUACUGGGAGUAUAUCUCUAACCGCCUAUUAGGCGGUACGCAUCAUAUCUAUGGAAAUAACUUAAUUAUGCUUAUUAUUUUAAAUAUUUAACAACCAAUAAAUGAAAACAUAAGUCGAGCCUACAUUUCAAAUUUAAACAGGCUAUUACCGUGACUUGUUCUCAACCACACGGAAACGCCAAGACUGAUGAUUUUCUUAUCGACUGGGUCGACAUUAUUAGGUAAUCAUUUAUAAUAGGGAUAACCUACACGUGUUGAUGUAUGAGGAAUGAUUACGAACAAAACGAAACAUUCCUUAUACUAUGGUUUAUUAAAAGCCAGUGGCUUUUAGUAGUGUAUUGAAUAUGAUAUUUUAGUGUAAUGUUAAUAUAGCGUUCGUAGUGCAUGCAUUAUACAUUUGUAUUUGACGCUCUAUUUAUUUUCAUAACAAACCUCUAUAUAAUGGCUUGUUGUAUUCUAUUUGUAUCUCAUAUUACUCGACAUGUCAUGUAAUCAUGUCAUUUUUAGAUUGGUGUUAUUUAUAUUACAUAGACUUCCUUGUUUGUCUAGUGGCAACAAAGCCGCAGACCCAGGUCAGCCCGAUAAAAAAAAGAUGUUCUUCGUAGCACCCCGGAGUCUGUUGUCUGGAUGUUGGCAGUAUUGAGAAUAGACAUCUGCGUAAUUGGUCUAGAGGAAACAUCAUAAAUUGUAUACAAUUAUAAAAUCGAAUAAGUAUUUAAGUAUGUCUAUUACAUGUAUUUAAGGUCACCUAUUGGUGUAAUUAGGAAUUUACAUUAGUAUCAAGGAAUCCUUAGACUUUAUUGUCCGCGGGAGGCUUAACUACUUUUAUGGUAUUAAUAAUUGCCUAUACGUGUCUACUCUUGGUGUAUAAUCGACUAUAGCAUAAUCCAGGCAUUAACUAUUGGAUUGGAAAUCUGAAAUCAAUUUCGAUGAUUUUCUAGAGUUUGUUGGGAACAUGCUAAAAAUUAUUUAAAAUAAUGAAGAUUCCUAGAAACGUAUAAAACCACUGAACAAUUAAAAAUAAAUCACGGCAUGUUAAUAUUAUUUAUUCUCAAUCUCUACGUCAUGCACCUAAUGUAUGUUUUAUUGGAUCAAUAAUAUAUAAAAUACGUUUAUUUCCUGCUCAUUCUUUUACCCUGUGUCGUUUUUUGUUUCCGAGACCAAAAUCGUUUCAAAUUUAAAAGAUUCGUUUCUCUACAUGUUUAUAACACAAUAUUUAAGUAAGAUUGUAUGUUUAUAUCUAUCUCUGAAUAUUAUAAAAUAUUUGAACACGAUGUGUCGUCAACAUUAUUUACAAUUAUUAUAUACAUUAUACAGAAAUACAAUGCACUUAUUUUUAAAAAUAUAGACUCAUUAGCACUGAAUUGUGUAUAGUAUGUACUAAUGGGUUUUUUAAUACUUACAAUAUAUAAAAAUUGAAUAUAUGUAUAUUUAACUUGUAUUCGUUUAAGUAAUUAGGAAUUCGGCGUCAUUCGUUUUGGUAUUAAAAGCUCAAAAGACCACAUUUUUAUAUGAAGGACUUAAGGCAAGAAAUAUAAUUAAGAUUAUACUUUAAAUGUGAUGAGAAAAAUUCUGUCCACGUCGAAAGGAUAGGAAAGAUUUUAGGUUCAUUUUCAAAAUCGAAUUUAAAAUGACGUUUUGAAUUAAGGUUAGUAUUUACCUACAGUCAGCUAGAAGCUGAUAUUAUAGUAAUAUUUUGUCAUGUAUUUUAUUAUCCUUAGAGUAGUAAUUUAAAGUUACAAAUCAUUGUUUCAAUACUUUUUAAAUUUCAUAUACACAAUCGUAAUAAUCACUAAUUACAAUUAUCUUUCGUAUGAACGGCUCUGUUGUGUUCCUUUUAUUAUUAUUAUUAUUACGUUCAUUAUGGGUUAGGUAUAAAAUCUGUGAUGUUUUGUUAUCAAUUGCAUUUGUGGUGUCAUUUAUUGUGAUUGUUACCUUGUUUUGU
Vanessa atalanta (red admiral) is the source of this 4451-nucleotide messenger RNA. RefSeq lists its product as uncharacterized. Gene Ontology annotation, cellular component: cytoplasm. Gene Ontology annotation, biological process: multicellular organism development; proteasome-mediated ubiquitin-dependent protein catabolic process. The transcript is spliced from 15 exons. The record is from RefSeq and is a predicted model, not a curated record. Lineage: Eukaryota; Metazoa; Arthropoda; Insecta; Lepidoptera; Nymphalidae. Gene Ontology annotation, molecular function: ubiquitin protein ligase activity; ubiquitin conjugating enzyme binding. Bases 127 to 1977 code for a protein of 616 amino acids.